AAUAAUUAUGAUGUUUUGCAUCCUGGGAUGCAACAAACCAUAAUUUUGUAAUUUUAUUUUAAGAAUCAUGUGUCAAAACACAACCAUAACCUAUUGAUAUGUUUUUGUUUUCUCACUUGCUCAUAUUUUACGAUAUAAAAAGAGAGGGCAAUAUGCGCAUGUACUGCGCAUGCGCGCGGAGCAUAAGUUUUGUCAUUCUGCGAGUAUAGUUCCCCUACAGAAAAAGGUUUCAUUUUUGAGAGACUUCACACAGUCAGUUCAGUCUCCUUAGUCUUACUCCCUGCUGUUGGGAACAGGGUUGGAAAAUGACGCGUCAUUUUUGGUUUCUGAUGUAGAUUACGUAGAAUAAGUAAUUUACGUAGACAAUGUAGAAAACCCAUGUAAUUUACAUUUUCAAGAUGGCGGCCAUUAAAAGACUAAAAAAACAUAACAUAACCUCUUGAAAAGUUUGCUUUUCAGGUUAUACCACGUGACAAAAUACAUUAAUGUAAAUUACGUAGAAAACUCUUGACGUAAAUUACCAAGUAAUCUACUUGUAAACAACUACGUAGAUUACCUUAGGUAGUUUACGUUCCCAACCCUGGUUGGGAAUGAUGUUUUUUGUUUUGUUUAUUUUUCGUCGUUUCUGUCAAUUAAUUGUGUUCAUUGUGCCGGUAUGAAUUUGUUUUACAAUAAAACAAAAUAAAUUAAAGAAGCAGAAAUAGAAGAAUGUCAAGGCAAACUAAAUGAAUGGAGAAAAAGAAUUACAAUUUCACACAUUUCCUUUACAAUUAAAGAACUAAUUGGAAAAUUGUGGAUUUCCAAGUUUUCUAAAAAUGUGAAUUUCUUAUUAUUUACGUACAAAGUACAAAAUGUCAAGUCCACGUGAAAAAACAGCGGUAUGUAAAAGAGCAGCCGAAGUCGAUCAAAAUGAAGAAGAUCCAUCGGAUAAAAAAAUCAGAAGACUCAGUUUUUCUUUUCUUAUCAAUGCUAUUAAAAUGGGUAAUGUAAAUAAAGUACAAGAAUUUUUAAAGCAAAAUGAAGAAUUUAAGGAAGAGAAUAAAAAAAUGACGCCCCUACAUUAUGCAGCUGAAGGCAACAAUUUGCAAAUUGUGGAGUUAAUGUUGAAAAAUGGUUACGGUAGAGUAAACUCAAGGAACAGAAGUGACAAAACACCACUACAUUUAGCUUUGAAGAAUAAAAGAGCCUCAAUUAUUAAAUACCUAAUCGAUAAUGGCUCGAAAAAUUGUCUAUCCAAAAUUGAUAGUGACAAUGAAAUUCGCUCCUGUUUUCUGAAUGAUCGUUUAGACAUUCUUAAAUGUCUACUAAAGAAGAAGGAAUUAAUCCAGGAUUCGAUGAUUUACUACAGCGUCACCGAAAAUCGCUAUGAAAUUUUGAAAUACCUUCUGCAAUGUGGCGAUAAAGUGAAUAAAACGCCGCAACAUCAUUUUUUUCUCCACAAAGCGGUGGAAAUCGGAGACUGGAAAAUAUUGCAACUCUUUAUUAAUGCAAACUUCGAUUUAAUUAGUGGGAGGAAUUUACAAAAGAGAACACCAUUGUAUUACGCUGUCAGGGAAUGUCACUUUGAAAUUAUGAAAUUUCUUCUUGAAAAAGGAGCGAAAAAUACAUUAAAUUAUGAGGAAUGUUGUGACCUAUUAAAAUGCUCUAUCAAUACUGGUCGCUUAGAUAUUUUGCAAUAUCUCGGUCCAAAUGAUUAUAUUUCCCACGAUAUUCUCUAUCAUACGGCUUCGAUCGGUAAUUUGGAGAUAUUAGAAUAUUUACUAAAAUGCGGCGUGGAAAUAAAUUCCGAUACAACAAACACUGCCCUUCACGCUGCUGUUGAAUUCAAUAACAUUAAAAUUGUCAAAUAUCUCAUUGAAAAUGGUCAUCACUUUCAUACGAUUCGAAAUUCGGAUGGUAAAACAGCUGUUGAUUUAGCAAUUCUCGGGGUGAAAUUAGAAAUAAUUGAUUAUUUUGUCAAUUGUCGAUCAAUGAGGAUUAUAAAUGAAAGAAAUCUUUGCGAGGCGGUGAAAAUGGGGCAUUUGAAUCUAUUGAAAUAUUUGAUUACAAAUGGUUGUGGUGAGAUUAAUAAGGAAAUUAUGGGAAUUGGUACAUUGCUUCAUUGUUCGGCGAGUGAAGGUCAAUUGGAAAUUGUGAAAUAUUUGUUGGCGAAUGGAGCUCAAGUGAAUCAUUUAUCUAAAGAAAAUAAAACGCCUCUUGUCUCUGCAAUCACAGCGGGACAAACGAAAAUUGUGGAGGAACUUCUAAAACACGGGGCUGUGAAUAAAAAACACAAAAUACCCGCCGAAAGUGUAAAAGAUGAAAUUUUGCUACUUCUUCUCAGAGCUGGACAUAAAAUGAAAAAUUAUUUCGGUAGACGAAAACCCCUUCUGAUCGCUGCCGAACUCGGUUAUUCGAAAUUUUUGAAAGAGUUUAUAAAGUCUGGUAUCGACGUUAAUUCGCAAACGAUACGUAAACAAUCGGCAUUGGAUCUUGCGAUUGUAAAUGAACACUACGAGAGUGUGCGAGUCCUGUUGAAAGCCGGUGCGAAUCCGAAAGGUUACGGAAAAAUGAAACCAACACCACUUGAAUGUGCAAUCGAGAAUAAUAAAUUUCAUAUCGUCAAAGAAAUUCUCGAUCGUUUGCCAAAGGAGGAUCUUGAAGAAGCUGUUCUCCACUCUCUUGAUCUUGCCGUUAUGGAAAAAAAGUCAAUUACUUUCGUCAAUAUUCUUCUCGAUUAUGAUUUCAACAAUAAAUACAAACCGAUAAUCGAAACUUUAGAUUGUGAAAGUAAAAUAUUCAUUUCUCUUGUCGAUCACAUUCAAAGACUGGAAACUUUAGUCGAUUUUCAAAAAUUAUUAUUAAAAAAAAUCUGUCGUGGAUUAUUUCACGUGAAUAGUGAGGUCCGAAGUGCAUUAAUAUCGAGAAUUGCUCUUUUAAAAUCACUUCCUGAAAAUGCGAAUAAUUUUGGUGAAAUGAUACACGCGCGAUUUAUCGAGAAAUUUAAAUUUAGAGACUGGUAUAAAAAAUGUGAGAAUGAAAUUGAUUUAAUGAAACGAACAAAAGUAUUGCCUAAAGUAUCAGAAAUGACAUAUUAUGAUUUUCUCGCGAAGCCACUUUAUAAACUCGAAAAAUGCGUGUCAAAUGCAAAAUUAAUGAAAAACUUUGAGUGUUCCAAUGGUUUUAAAACGUUUCAGAAAUUUUUUUAUAAACGAGCUAAAAGAAUUCGAAUUCGAUGUAAAUUUAUCGACUCGUGUAAAAAAUCACUUUACUAUAUGGUUUAUGAUAAACUUAAAAUUCAUCUUCCCAGUGAAAUUGUAGAUAAAGUUUGUGAAUAUCUAACUGCGUUAGAAGUAAGACGUUUAGCAGAGUCAUAUCCUAUGUAAAGAAAAUUAAAUUUUUCUUUAAAAGAAAAAAUGAAAUUUUUGUUUAAAUGACAAUGAAUUUUUUGUUUUGAGAACGAAAUGAAAUUUUUGUUUACAGUACAAAAAAAACUGCAAGUGUCAUAAAUGUUAUGUUUUGUAUCAAAUAUUUAUUACGGUUUACUGUAUUUUGAGUUUUUUUUUUGUAAAAAAAACUUCUAUUUAUUUAGUAUAUAAAAAAAGUACAAAUUAUUCUACAAUAAUUCGUAAGAGAAAAUUUAAAAUAUUACGAAAUUUUUGUUUAUUAAAAAUUCAAAAUUACUACGUAUUUUCAACAGUUGCGUUAAAAAAUGGAAAAGUAUGUAAAAUGUUUACAGUCGGAAACAAUUUGUUUAAUUCAAAAUUUAUUUUAGAUAAUAUAAACAAUUACACAGAAAGCAAAAAGAAAUAAAAA
This is a messenger RNA of Leptopilina heterotoma, 3795 nucleotides long. Its product is annotated as ankyrin-3-like. Gene Ontology annotation, molecular function: protein binding. Bases 852 to 3365 code for a protein of 837 amino acids. The transcript is spliced from 3 exons. Lineage: Eukaryota; Metazoa; Arthropoda; Insecta; Hymenoptera; Figitidae. The record is from RefSeq and is a predicted model, not a curated record.